AUGAUUCACUGGCUUCCCCCACCGGGAGGAACCUAUAAGGUGAACAUUGAUGGAGUGUUUCACGUUGGAACAGGGCACACAAGGGCAGGUGGGUUAAUCAGAGACCACCUUGGACGAUGGGCGGGUGGUUUUAAUAUGAAUAUAGGCUUUGCAAUGGUCACAGGGGCUGAGCUGUGGGGGCUCCUUCAAGGGCUGAUGCUAGCCUGGAAUAUGGGACUACGCUGGAUUCAGGCGGAGGUCGACAGUGAAUCGGUGAUAAAGUGCAUUGGGGAGGAACGGCAGAAUCAUGGAUUACACGCUGGCAUUAUAGCCGGCAUCCAAGAGCUCAAGCAAAGGGAUUAG
Molecule: messenger RNA, 342 nt
Organism: Oldenlandia corymbosa var. corymbosa
Lineage: Eukaryota; Viridiplantae; Streptophyta; Magnoliopsida; Gentianales; Rubiaceae
Source: the annotation of a GenBank genome assembly